AUGUUAAAAUUACAUUAACAAUUAAUACAUUGUCCUAUUCAUAAAGAGAAAAUUCUUUCUUUCAAUAUUGAAAAACAUUGUCCUCUUAAUCAAAGAGUCCUUUGCAAAAAAUGUCCAACAGAUGGAUUAAAAUUGAAUAUUGAAGAAGUUGAAACCUUACCAUAAAGACAAUAAAUAAAUGAAAAACAUCUACAAACAACUACACAAUUCAUUUAACACAUUAAUCAUCAAUUUAACAUUCUUAGAUAAUCAAUAAUUUAAGAACUAGAACAUUUUAAAAAAGAACUUGACAAUUUUAUGCAUCCUAUUAUAAAUUAAAAAGAAAAAUUCGAUUAUUUUUUAGUACCUGAAUCAACCUUAUCUUUAAAGGAUUUUUAAGAAUUAGGAUAAUUACUUGCUGAAAAUAUUGUCAUUGAAGAAGAUCAAUUUAUUCUUGAUUUUAAUAAAAUUGUGACUUCCGAUCAUAGAUAAUAUAUUUAAUAAAAAUUCACAGAUUUAGAACUCUUAUUACAGUUCUUCAGGAAUAUUAAUUGCAAUAAGGAAAUUGAGCAUUAAAUAUAAUAACGAAUAUAAUAAUAGUAUGAGCAUAAUCAUAACAAAAUUUAAAAGCAAUCUUAUCAGAUUGUAUAAUCAAAUUAAAAUAUCUUGUCAUUUGGAAUUAAUCAUGAUGAUUCAAUAUUAGUUAUUGGUUUAUAAGAUAAAGGAUAAGGUAUUAAAGAUAAUCUAGUGGUUUAUUUAAAAAACGAAUAAGGAAAUUGGGAAUUGAAUUAAAUUUUAUAACAUCACGAUUCUUCUGUUCAUCACAUCUAUUACAGUAAAAAAGAUGAUUGGUUUAUAUCAAUAAGCAUGGAUUGUAAAAUAAUUUUAUGGAAGAAACAACAAAAUACAUGGAUUUCAAAUUAGUUGAAAUAAGAACACUUAAAUUAUAUUUGGAAUAUAACAACUAGUGAGUUAGAAAAUAUUAUAGUAACAUGUAGUGAGGAUUCCACAAUUAAAAUUUGGUUUAAGCAAGACGAUUCAAUAAAAUGCAUAUAAACACUAAAUCGUCAUAUUGGACCAGUAUAUGCUAUUGUUUUAAAUAAUGACAAUACAGUAUUAUGUAGUGGAGGGGAGGAUAAAUAAUUGAUUUUAUGGAAAUAUUUAGAAUAAUAAUGGGAAGAAUUUUAAGUAAUUGCAAUUCAUUCAAAAUAAAUUAUGGCUAUUUAAUUUUAUGGUUUAAAGAAUAUAAUUGUUUAAUUUGAAAAUUGUAUACAAUUUUUUGAUAGAAAAAAUGGACAAUGUACAGAAUAGAUAAAUCAUAAUGAGUAUAGAAUAUAAAAUUUGUUACACUUUAAUGAAUAUUUGAUAAAUUAUGAUUUUAAUGGGAAUUUAUUAGUUUGGAUUAAAAAAGAAGAAAAUAGAUGGUAUAUUGUUUAAAAAUAAAUAUAUGCACAUAAAAUUAAAUAUGCUUAUAGAAGAGGAAACGAAUUCUAUAUUGGGGAAGGUAAUAAAAUCCAUAGAAUUUAAAUUUGA
Messenger RNA from Paramecium sonneborni, 1512 nucleotides. NCBI's taxonomy places the organism in Eukaryota, Ciliophora, Oligohymenophorea, Peniculida, Parameciidae. The record is from the annotation of a GenBank genome assembly.